AUGGCAAAGCAAAAGAAACGCCUCCGUUCUCAAAGCCAGAGGGAAGAAUCUGCACCUCGUUCACCUGUGCAGAGCAACUCUCCAUCUCCGCCUCUUGUUUCAGAGAAUCAGGAAGAAGGACAAGGGGACAGGAACACCGAUACGCCUGUUCCUAUCACUGAAACUCCAAGAUUGGAGCAAAGGUCCCCUGUUACUGAAUUGGAAGGAAAAACAGAGCAUGUUGAUUCGACUGCUCCACAUUCAGCUGCGGACCUGUCAUCAGAGGGCGGAAGUUCGAAUGGAACGACCAAAAAAAGAAAAGGAAGAGGACCAGGAAAGGGUGUAAAGCCUGGACACAACCCGUCCCUGGAAUUUCACGAUAACAGGUCUAUAAUUACCACUCAAGCAGCCCGUGAAAUUUUAGCUAUCUUCAAAAGGAGCAUCAAUGGGCCUUGGAUUACUUUCUCAGAGUAUCCUGCAUCAUAA
This is a messenger RNA of Linum trigynum, 465 nucleotides long. The record is from the annotation of a GenBank genome assembly. NCBI's taxonomy places the organism in Eukaryota, Viridiplantae, Streptophyta, Magnoliopsida, Malpighiales, Linaceae.